Messenger RNA from Linum trigynum, 2502 nucleotides. NCBI's taxonomy places the organism in Eukaryota, Viridiplantae, Streptophyta, Magnoliopsida, Malpighiales, Linaceae. The record is from the annotation of a GenBank genome assembly.
GAUGAAGAAGGGUCAUCCUUUGCUGUUAGAGAGUGGUAUAAGAUCCAGCAUAACCUUCUCCCAACAACUCGAGUUAUUGGGAUCAACUGGUUCUUGACAUGGUAUCAGAGCUGGUUUGACCAAGUGGUCGUGUGUUCGAAUCUCCACGACCUCCAAUAUUAACAGUUGUGUUCAAGCACAUGGUAUGGCGGGCCUGUGCAAACUUCAAGCCCAUGAGUCGGCUUUCGUUUGAGGGGGCGUGUUAGAGAGUGGUAUAAGAUCCAGCAUAACCUUCUCCCAACAACUCGAGUUAUUGGGACCAACUGGUUUAUGACAUUGCCGCUUUGGAAACUCGUAGAAAGAACUUUUUAGAAUGUGACAUAAGAUUAGUGUAUCAUUCAACCACAUACAUCAAUUCAGCCAACGAUAUAUGAUACAAUUUUAGCUAAUCAAAUGUCAACUCGAAUCAUAGACUAGAUUGAUAGUUUUUCGCACAAACGAUCUUUUAUUGCCACCUAACCAUCUUACUAGUUUUGAUCACGAGACGAAAGAGAUAACGACAAUAUCUAAACAGUGGAGGAUAAAAGUUGUGCAUGGUGGCAAUCAAGGCCAAAUACUAUCAAGGCCAGAAUGAUCUAAGGCGAGGCAGACAGAUUAACUAAGAUUUGACUGAUGGAUCUAAUAAUCACGAAAACUAGCUGAGCGAUCGAUGGUGUGAUUGCUCUUCUAUCAUGUACUCGUCCUUAGAACUUGAAAAUGAUCACCUCCAUGCACCGCCUUUCAAGAAUCAUUCAUGCAAAAUUCACCACAAUCUGAGAAUCUCAUUAUAGAGAUUGCUCAAAAUAUGACUCACUUAGUGAGAAAGAUUGUGGUUACAAAUUACAAUGAGCAUUUGGUAAAAAUAUGCAACCUUUUGCACAAUUUUACAAUUAGGUGCCUAGAAAAGCACAGCAACCUCAUCUUGACCAAAUAACGUUCAAACUUCAUUGCUAUCAAACACGACUUGACUUCUCUUCUCUUCUGCUCCCCGCAAGUUGUUUGUAUUUAAUUCCAAUUCACUUAAUUAUUUAUUUGGCAUUUUAUUGUUUUGGAAUUGAACCUCAAACCCUUAUUUUGUUUCCCAAACUUGAAAAUAAAUUAUAAAUAUGUUGGUUCAAAUUCUUUGCUGACAUGGCUCACAAUAAUACCAACAACCCAACACUCAAAACCACACACAACCUUUUGAGCUACUUAAAAGCUAAAUUGGACAACAAAAUCAUCUUCAUUUGAAAUUUCUUUACAUGAUUCUUCCAGUAGGCAUGCUAUUAAUGAUCCGCUCAAUCUUGAACGGACCAGAGUUUAUUUAGUCUGUCUGUAGCGUCACCAAUAUGACGUCCGCGCGGAUAUGAGUUCUUCUUCAUAAAAAGAGGAGUAGUCUUUUAUUUAACAAUAAUUGAUCCACACACUCAAAAUGGACUCACUUCCUAAAUAUGAUCAAACAUUCAUGGGGAAUUCUAUGGUGCAGUCACUGCACUAGUACCGCCACUUUAUUGUAACCGGUUGAGUUGGUGAUUUAUUGGUUGACUCCGGUUUAGUAAUUUAAUUAAUAAAACAUAAAAAAAACAAAAAGAAACAAAAGGCAAAAGGCAGGACAGUCGUUCCCUUCCAUGUCUUUCCAUUGUAAAUCAAGGAAACCCUUUCGUCGCGGCACUCCACCACCACGUUGUUUUCGUCGAUCGACCUCACCAGCAAAAUCCCAACUUCGUCUGGCAAAAUCAGCUGCGUCAUCAGCCCCGUACUACCACCAAAUGCAAGCUCUGGUCACAUCCCUAGAUAUGGUCGCCGGCAACGGCGUAGCUAAAUCGUACACAGCUCUCGCGUUGCAGACGAUCUCUCGGCGGUUUCGCAGCCUCCGGGAUGCAAUCGGCAGCCAAUUAGACGCAAUCAGGAGGAAGCUAGGCGAGCCAGAAGCAGCAUCCCGCUGCAUCCAGCGUCUUCGGUAUGUGGAGCAGCAGCUCAGGCAGCAGCGAGCGCUUCAGCAGCUCGGCGUCAUGCGCCGCGCUUGGAGGCCUCAGAAGGGCCUUCCCGAAAACUCCGUCACAGUUCUCAGCAUCGUUUCUGCCGCGUGAAUCCAUAAUCACCAUCGCCAUUGCGGCCGAUCGACCAUAACCACCCACAUCCCGAAUCCCCGGCAAUCAAUGUCAACACCGUCGUCAACCCAGUUGCCGCAGCCAGGUCACGUCUCUGUUGUGCCAAUAAACCACCAUUGUCGCUGGUCGGCCAUCACUACCCAAAUCCCGACACCCUCGAAAUCGUCAUAGUCGUCAAGGCUCCUCCCCUCUCGUUUUAAUCACCGCCGAUUCAAUUUCCCCAUCCAUGGUUACACAAUUCCUGAACCACCUUCCGUCCGUCAUCGAAAUCGUCUGGCUGCCCUGUCAAUCCCAACAACGUCCCUACCGAUCAGUAAGAGACAUAUAUUAUUUAUAAAAAAGAUUUAAUUAUAAAUAGGUUCAACCAAAGGUUCAACAAAAUCUGGUUAAGUGA